CCGCUCCCAGUUUCCUGCACACCCGGAAGCAGAUCGCGCUGGGGAAAGGCCACGUCGCUAUGCGUGUGUUUCAGUCUACCUGGAUUAAACGUUUGCUUCUCUUCGUCUACCUUGAUUAAACGUGCACUUCGCAGUCCUCGGUUCUCCAUACCCGUGACCUGGGGAUCGCUACGGACCUUAAAAUACCCGCAACAGCCCCUUCGUCCCAAGUAAGUAGGAGAAUUGCUUCCCUUUCGGUUUAAAAUCUCUCUGAGGCUGUUCCUUGCUCUCUGCCUUUCUUCCUUAGGACCAUGUAGACAACCCCAUUCAGGUCGUGUUCCUGCUUAAAACCCUCUGCUUGGGCCCCGCGCCAAGUCGAGUCCUCAUUCGGGAUGUGGAUUAGCGCCCUUCGCGAUCCCCGAGCUCCUCCCUCGUCUGCCCCUGGAGGGGAGCGCCCACUGUCCGGCUCCUGAAGGAGCCGCUUCUCCUCCCACGUCCUGGGAUUCUGCAGACCCUCCCUGUCGUGAGACAUCGUUCUCCGCGCCACCUUGUGUCGUCCUCACGCCGGGUCCUUCCGCUCCCCAGGCUUCCCCUUCACAGCCACUGCUUUUCUUGACUCCCCGUUGGGACAGGUUGCCUGAGUCUGUCUUGUGACACCCAGUGUUCUUCCUUCCCAAAUUUUACUCCACUGGAAAAUGUGCUCUUCCGGGAGGUGGGCAUCCUAUUCCUCCCCCUUUCCUCCCGAAUGUGCGGGUGAGAGGGAUCAGGAGAGGAAAAGACGGGGAACGACGGAGCAAAAGGAAAAACUGAGGAGAAGAGAAUGAGGGAGACCCAUAAAUACACGGCAAAAUGGAUGAUACUUUAGGGACUUGCAAAGAGAGCAAGAGUGAAAGAGAACGGAUGGAAAAAGUAGCAGGGGGAGAAAAGCACACAGAGAAAUUUAGAAAAAAAGGGGACCUUCAGAGAGAUGAAGGGCAGCAAAAUAGAAUGGGGCGGCAAAGGAGGAGGCACUGCAGACAGACAGUGGGGAGAAGGUGAAAGAGUUGGAGCCGCGGCUGACAGAGCCACGUGGUGCUGGGACUGAAAGAGGGAGAGAGGGCAGUGGGUGACAAGCAGAGUAGAGGGAGAACCACAGCAGGGAGGAAGCCUAGGAAAUUGGGGGUGCUAGAGAGUGGGAACAAAGGAGGUGUAACAGGGAAGAGGGAAUUUAACAAGGAGAGCAGAGAGGGAGCUUAGAUGGGGGAAAAGAGGCAGAAAUACGUGGAGAUUGGGGACAAUCGGAAAGAUUGGGGAGAAAGAGCUACGAGAGGUGAAGUAAGUUGCAGAGCAUUGGGCAGAACAGACAUAAAGAGGGAAUAAAGAAAGGGGUGCAAAACAGAAAAGGAGAAAAAAAAGACGCGCAGAAUGAGAGAGGGAAACACAUAGCCGUGAAGAAAGCGGGAGAGGACCCCAUCCAGAUGCGUGACAGUUGAUUGGAUAUGGAUGGUGGUUAUUAUAUAUUGAUUUGUGGCUUUAUACUCCGAUUUGAAAUAUGUUUAAGUUGUACUCAUGAGGAUGAAAAUCACCAAAGUUUUUUCCAUAAGCCUUGUGCAUUUUGUAUGUAUUUGUAUCAAAAGAUAUUUGGAAUUCCUAUUUAGCCAGAGGGCAGUGACUUGAUCCAGUUAUUUGUGGUAACUCUCUUCUUCCCAAUGAUGGAGUAGAGGAUAAAGGAGGGGAGAAAUGGGGCAAGAAAUGACUGACUGUCACUACAAGAUAUGUCUUUGGUGUUUUUUGUGGCUUUGUUCUGUUUUGUUUGUUUUGGGGGGGGACAUGGUCUCUCUCUGCCGCCUAGGCUGGAGAGCAGUGGCAUGAUCUCGGCUCACUGCAGCUUCUACUUCCUGGCCUCAAGCAGUCUUUCCACCUCAGCCUCUCAACGCACUGGAAUUACAGAUGUGAGCCACCACACUAGGCCUACAAGAGACCAGCCUCACAUUGUUAUUCAAGCUGGAGUGCUGGCAUGCAGUGAGGCGAUCAUACCUCACUGCAGGUUUGAACUCCUGGGCUCAGGCAACCCUCCUGCCUCAGGCUCCCAGGUAGCUAAGACUGCAGAUUUGACUUUUAAAGAAUUAAUUAUAUUGACUGAGAGAGAGGCCCAGGAGAGAAAGAAGAAAGAAAAGGAGCCAGGGAUGGCUCUUCCUCAGGGAUCUUUGACAUUCAGGGAUGUAGCCAUAGAAUUCUCUCAGGAGGAGUGGAAAUGCCUGGACCCUGUUCAGAAAGCUUUGUACAGGGACGUGAUGUUGGAGAACUACAGGAACCUCGGCUUCCUGGCAGGACUCUGCCUUCCUGACCUGAAUAUUAUCUCCGUGUUGGAGCAAGGGAAAGAGCCCUGGACUGUGGUGAGCCAAGUGAAAAUAGCAAGGAACCCAAACUGUGGGGAAUGCAUGAAAGGCAUGAUCACAGGUAUCUCUCCUAAAUGUGUGAUCAAGGAAUUACCACCAAUACAGAACAGUAACACAGGAGAAAAAUUCCAAACAGUGAUGUUGGAAGGACAUGAAAGCUAUGACACUGAAAAUUUUUACUUCAGGGAAAUCCGGAAAAAUCUACAGGAACUUGACUUUCAAUGGAAAGAUGGUGAAAUAAAUUAUAAAGAAGGGCCAAUGACCCAUAAAAACAAUCUUAAUGGUAAAAGAGGUCAACAUAGUCAAGGGGACGUAGAAAACAAGCAUAUGGAAAAUCAGCUUAUAUUAAGGUUUCAGUCCAGUCUGGGUGAAUUGCAGAAAUUUCAAACUGCAGAGAAAAUUUAUGGAUGUAAUCAAAUUGAGAGGACAGUUAAUAAUGGUUUUUUAGCUUCACCACUUCAAAGAAUUUUUCCUGGUGUCCCAACCAACAUUUCUAGGAAAUAUGGGAAUGAUUUUUUGCAACUUUCGUUACCUACACAAGACGAGAAAACACAUAUUAGGGAAAAACCUUACAUAGGUAAUGAGUGUGGCAAAGCCUUCAGAGUGUCUUCAAGUCUUAUUAAUCAUCAGAUGAUACAUACUACAGAGAAACCUUACAGAUGCAAUGAGUCUGGUAAAGCCUUUCAUCGGGGCUCACUACUAACAGUACAUCAGAUAGUCCAUACAAGAGGGAAACCAUACCAAUGUGAUGUAUGUGGCAGGAUCUUCAGACAAAAUUCAGAUCUUGUAAAUCACCGGAGAAGUCACACUGGAGACAAACCCUACAUAUGUAAUGAAUGUGGCAAGUCCUUUAGUAAAAGUUCCCACCUUGCAGUUCAUCAGAGAAUUCAUACUGGAGAGAAACCUUACAAAUGUAAUCGAUGUGGGAAGUGCUUUAGUCAAAGUUCCUCUCUUGCAACUCAUCAGACAGUUCAUACUGGAGACAAACCCUACAAAUGUAAUGAAUGUGGCAAAACCUUUAAACGGAACUCAAGCCUCACUGCACAUCAUAUAAUCCAUGCAGGAAAGAAACCAUAUACAUGUGAUGUAUGUGGCAAGGUCUUUUAUCAGAAUUCACAACUUGUAAGGCACCAGAUAAUUCAUACUGGAGAGACACCUUACAAAUGUAAUGAAUGUGGCAAGGUCUUCUUUCAACGUUCACGUCUUGCAGGGCACCGGAGAAUUCAUACUGGAGAGAAACCCUACAAAUGUAAUGAAUGUGGCAAGGUCUUCAGUCAACAUUCACAUCUUGCAGUGCAUCAGAGAGUUCAUACUGGAGAGAAACCUUACAAAUGUAAUGAAUGUGGCAAAGCCUUUAAUUGGGGCUCAUUACUAACUGUACAUCAGAGAAUUCAUACCGGAGAGAAACCUUACAAAUGUAAUGUGUGUGGCAAGGUCUUUAAUUACGGUGGAUACCUUUCGGUUCAUAUGAGAUGUCAUACUGGAGAGAAACCUCUCCAUUGUAAUAAAUGUGGCAUGGUCUUCACUUACUAUUCAUGCCUAGCACGUCAUCAAAGAAUGCAUACCGGAGAGAAACCUUACAAAUGUAAUGUGUGUGGCAAGGUCUUCAUUGACAGUGGAAACCUUUCAAUUCAUAGGCGAAGUCAUACCGGAGAGAAACCUUUCCAGUGUAACGAAUGCGGCAAGGUCUUCAGUUACUACUCAUGCCUAGCACGUCAUCGGAAAAUUCAUACCGGAGAGAAACCUUAUAAAUGUAAUGAUUGUGGCAAAGCCUAUACUCAGCGUUCAAGCCUCACUAAACAUCUAGUAAUUCAUACUGGAGAGAACCCUUACCACUGUAAUGAAUUUCGUGAGGCUUUUAUCCAAAGUUCAAAACUUGCAAGAUAUCACAGAAAUCCUACUGGGGAGAAACCACACAAAUGUAGUGAAUGUGGUAGAACUUUUAGUCAUAAAACAAGUCUGGUGUACCAUCAGAGAAGACAUACUGGAGAGAUGCCAUACAAAUGUAUUGAAUGUGGGAAAGUCUUUAACUCCACUACAACCCUGGCAAGGCAUCGGAGAAUUCAUACUGGAGAGAAACCUUACAAAUGUAAUGAAUGUGGCAAGGUCUUCCGUUAUCGCUCAGGCCUCGCACGUCAUUGGAGUAUUCAUACUGGAGAGAAACCUUACAAAUGUAAUGAGUGUGGCAAAGCCUUUAGAGUACGUUCAAUUCUGCUUAAUCAUCAGAUGAUGCAUACUGGAGAGAAACCUUAUAAAUGUAAUGAAUGUGGUAAAGCUUUUAUCGAAAGGUCAAACUUGGUUUACCAUCAGAGAAACCAUACUGGAGAGAAGCCAUACAAAUGUAUGGAAUGUGGCAAGGCGUUUGGGCGGCGGUCUUGCCUCACUAAACACCAACGAAUUCAUUCUAGUGAAAAACCUUAUAAAUGUAAUGAGUGUGGCAAAUCUUACAUUAGUCGCUCAGGCCUCACUAAACAUCAGAUAAAACAUGCUGGAGAGAACCUUACAACUAAACUCAAUGUGGAAAGGCCGUUAGAUGUUGUCCUAACUUCUGGGAUCCCCAAAUAAUUUAUACUUACUCAUAUAGCUUGUAUAUUUGUCCUUUCCCUUUGAAGUCUCAUGUGGAAUUGUAAUCUCCAGUAUUGGAGGUGGGGCCUAGUGGGAGGUGAUUGGAUGAUGGGGGUGGCUUUCUCAAGAAAGUUUUAGUACCAUCCCCUUGUUGCUGUCCUUGUGAUAGUUCUCAUGAGGUCUGGCUCAUGCCUGUAAUCCCAGCACUUUGGGAGGCUGAGGUGGGCGGAUCACUUGAGGUCAGGAGUUCAAGAGCAGCCUGGCCAACAUGGUGAAACCCUGUUUCUGCCAAAAAUACAAAAAUUAGCUGGGCUUCGUGGCGGGUACUGGUAGUACCAGCUACUCGAGAGGCUGAGUCAGGAGAAUUGCUCGAACCCUGGAGGCGGAGGUUGCAGUGAGCCGAGAUCGCGCCACUGCACUCUAGCCUGGGUGACAGAGUGAGACUCCAUCACACACACGCACGCACGAAAGUGAAUGGCACCUCCCUCUUGUUUGUUCUUCUGGCCAUUUGACAUGCCCUUCACCUCCCACCAUCAUUUUAACCUUCCUGAGGUUUCCCGAGAGGGUGAACAGACGUCAGCGCCAUGUUUCCUAUAAAGCCUGCAAAAUUGUGAGUCAAUUAAACCUCUUUAUACAUUACCUAGCCUCAGGUAUUUCUGUCUAGCCAUGCAAUUAUGGCCUAAUAUAUUUACACAUGGAGUGAAUAUAGCUAAGUUUUAAGCAAGUGUUCACUAGGCAUAAGAAUAUACAUCCUGGAGAGAAAUCACAGAAGUGUAGUAUAUGUGGCAAGAAUACUACUUAAAGGUCAAAACUUGUGGAUCUAUAACUCGAAGUGCAGAUAUGCUUUACAAAUGAAGUGAGGGUGGCAGAAGCUUCACCAGAGUUCAGUCACUACUUGAGAGUUUAUAUUGGAAAGAAAUCAUAUAAAUGUAUGUGCUAGAGGCUUCCCCGAGGUGUCUGAACUCACUAGACCUCAGAAUAUACAUCUUUGACAAAUGUAAUGUGUGUGCUAAGACUUUUUACCCGAACAUCCAAAUGGAAACAUCAGAGUAUUCAUACCGGAGAACAGUCUUACAAAGGUAACGAAUGUGGUAAGCCUUUUUAAAAAUCAAAUGGGCUGGGUAUGGUGGCUCACACCUGUAAUCCCAGCACUUUGGGAGGCCGAGGUGGGUGGAUCAUCUGAUGUCAGGAGUUUGAGACCGGCCUGGCCAGCAUGGUGAAACCCCAUCUCUACUAAAAAAUAGAAAAAUUAGCUGGGCGUACUGGUGGGUGCCUGUAAUCCCGCUACUUGGGAGGCUGAGGCAGAAGAAUCACUUGAAUCCAGGAUGUGGAGGUUGCUGUAAGCCGAGAUUGUGCCAUUGUACUCCAGCCUGGGUGACAAGAGUGAGACUCUGUCUCAAAAAAAUAAAAAAAUCAAAUGUU
Pan troglodytes (chimpanzee) is the source of this 6344-nucleotide messenger RNA. It is a transcript of the gene ZNF841, whose product is annotated as zinc finger protein 841. Gene Ontology annotation, cellular component: nucleus. The coding region runs from base 1734 to 4922 and encodes 1062 amino acids. The transcript is spliced from 6 exons. Gene Ontology annotation, molecular function: DNA-binding transcription factor activity, RNA polymerase II-specific; RNA polymerase II cis-regulatory region sequence-specific DNA binding. Gene Ontology annotation, biological process: regulation of transcription by RNA polymerase II. NCBI's taxonomy places the organism in Eukaryota, Metazoa, Chordata, Mammalia, Primates, Hominidae. The record is from RefSeq and is a predicted model, not a curated record.